This is a messenger RNA of Bipolaris oryzae ATCC 44560, 1077 nucleotides long. RefSeq lists its product as uncharacterized. The transcript is spliced from 2 exons. Gene Ontology annotation, biological process: L-citrulline biosynthetic process. Lineage: Eukaryota; Fungi; Ascomycota; Dothideomycetes; Pleosporales; Pleosporaceae. Gene Ontology annotation, molecular function: amino acid binding; ornithine carbamoyltransferase activity. Bases 1 to 1077 code for a protein of 358 amino acids. Gene Ontology annotation, cellular component: mitochondrion. The record is from RefSeq and is a predicted model, not a curated record.
AUGCCCGCUUUCCGCCCUACGACCGCAGCUCUGCGAAGCUUGCGCCGUUGCUACUCGUCGGCCUCGCCAGCAACACCUCCCACAUCACCCUUUGCGCCGCGACAUCUUCUCUCCAUAGCUGACCUCACACCCGCUGAGCUCACUACGCUUGUGCAGAAUGCACACCGCCACAAGACCACCAUCAAGCAGACAGGAGAGGUCCCCCACUCCAUGCGCGGGGCACUGGCUGGCCGCACCGUUGCCAUGACUUUCAGCAAGCGGAGCACGCGCACCAGGAUAUCCACAGAAGGCGCCAUUGCAGCAUUUGGCGGCUCGCCCAUGUUCCUUGGAAAAGACGACAUACAGUUGGGUGUUAACGAGUCUCUCUAUGACACCUCUCUCGUCCUCUCCAGCAUGACUGCCGCCAUCGUCGCCCGCGUGGGCCCCCACUCCGACGUUGCAGACCUCGCAAAGCACUCGAGUGUGCCAGUCAUCAAUGCCCUCUCGGAUCUCUACCACCCCCUCCAGAUCAUCGCCGACAUGCUUACCGUUUCCGAAAUCUACCCCUCCACAUCUGCUACUUCGCUCGGUCUCGAGGGUCUCAAGAUCGCAUGGAUAGGCGACGCAAAUAACGUCUUGUUUGACCUGGCCAUUGGCGCUACAAAGCUGGGCAUCGACAUGGCUGUCGCAACACCACCGGGCUAUGAGAUCCCCCAGUCUAUGCGCGAAGUCAUCUCCCACGCCGCGCAAACCUCCCCUCGUGCAGGAAAGCUCCUGGAAACAAACACACCCGAGGAAGCCAUAAAGAACGCAGAUAUCCUCGUCACAGAUACUUGGGUGUCCAUGGGCCAGGAAGAAGAAACCGCAAAACGUCUCAAGGCAUUCGAGGGCUUCCAAAUCACAUCGGAUCUGGCCAAACGUGGUGGUGCAAAGGACAACUGGAGCUUCAUGCACUGCCUGCCUCGUCACCCAGAGGAGGUUGCUGAUGAGGUCUUUUACGGACCGAGGAGUGUCGUUUUCAAGGAAGCAGAAAACAGGCUGUGGAGUGCCAUCAGUGCGCUCGAGGCGUUCGUAGUCAACAAGGGCGAGAUCCAGUGA